Messenger RNA from Huiozyma naganishii CBS 8797, 513 nucleotides. RefSeq names its product E2 ubiquitin-conjugating protein UBC7 (gene UBC7). Gene Ontology annotation, cellular component: endoplasmic reticulum; cytosol. NCBI's taxonomy places the organism in Eukaryota, Fungi, Ascomycota, Saccharomycetes, Saccharomycetales, Saccharomycetaceae. The record is from RefSeq and is a predicted model, not a curated record. The coding region runs from base 1 to 513 and encodes 170 amino acids. The transcript has a single exon.
AUGUCGAAGACCGCGCAACGGAGACUGUUGAAGGAGCUGCAGCAGCUGAUGCGAGACCCACCGCCAGGGAUCGUCGCUGGUCCACAGGACGAGUCGGACCUGUUUCUGUGGGACUGUCUCGUACAAGGUCCGCCGGACUCCCCCUACGAGGGCGGAGUGUUCGAGGCACAGCUGCGGUUCCCCAGGGACUACCCGCUGUCGCCGCCGAAGCUGACGUUUGUGCCCAGCGUGUUGCACCCGAACGUGUACCCUAACGGGGAGGUAUGUAUCUCGAUCCUGCACGCACCGGGGGAAGAUCCAAACCAGUACGAGCUCGCCGAGGAGCGCUGGUCGCCCGUGCAGUCCGUCGAGAAGAUCCUGCUCUCCGUGGUCUCGAUGCUUAGUGAGCCCAACGUCGAGAGCGGCGCCAACAUCGACGCUUGCGUCCUCUGGAGGGACAACAGGCCGGAGUUCGAGCGCCAGGUCAAGCGCAACGUCCUCAAGUCGCUAGGGUUUGGCGAGAGCGAGGCCUAA